AUGAAACUUCCACACGUCAUCUCUUCCUCCAGGUGGCGCCCGCCGCCGCCGACGAGCGGCCACGCGUCCGCGGACGUCCCUCUGUUCCUGUCGCUCUACCGCGACGAGGCUGUGAUGUACCGCGACAUGUCCGGCGAGUCGCUGCAUCGCCGCGGAUACCGAGACGCGGCGAUCCACCGCGCGGCGUUGAACGAGUCCGCCGCCGCGGGCGUGCUGUCGCUCGCGGGCUACGCCAAGUGCUGCGACAACGCGCGAGGGCCGAACGCGGUGCCGCUCCCCGCGCUCGUCGACCCGAUGUGCGGCAGCGGGACGAUCUUAAUCGAAGCCGCGCUCAUGGCCGGGCGCGUCGCGCCCGGGCUGAUUCGCGCGGACGCCGCCGCGCGCCGACGGUCGAGCGGGACGCGCGGAGACCAAUCCGCCGCCGCCUACGCGUUUGAACGAUGGCGCGUCCUUCGCACACUGGUCCCCAUACGACCCCGGUCCCACGGUUUCAAUCCCGACGCACACACCUCGACGCCUUUCAACUCCGCUUCUGACGCCUUUCAACUCCACCCCGACGCGCCUUUGAACUCCGCCCCGAACAGGCCCGAUCACGACGACGCGCUGCUUCGAAGCGUCCUCGAGCAAGCCUCGGAGAUCGGCGAACGAUCGCGCGCGGACGGACGACGCCCCGUGCUCCUCGGAUGCGACGUGCACGCGGGCGCGCUGAGCCUCGCGAGACGCGCGGCGACCGCCGCGGGCGUGGAGAACCUCAUCGAGUUUUCUCAGGCGCGUUCUAUCUCACACUGGUCCCCAUACGACCGCGUCGGCGUGGUGAACGCCGAUCCUUAA
Molecule: messenger RNA, 831 nt
Organism: Micromonas pusilla CCMP1545
Lineage: Eukaryota; Viridiplantae; Chlorophyta; Mamiellophyceae; Mamiellales; Mamiellaceae
Exons: 2
Coding region: 1-831 (276 amino acids)
Source: RefSeq, a predicted model, not a curated record